Messenger RNA from Lycium barbarum (goji berry), 750 nucleotides. RefSeq lists its product as uncharacterized. The transcript is spliced from 2 exons. Bases 1 to 750 code for a protein of 249 amino acids. NCBI's taxonomy places the organism in Eukaryota, Viridiplantae, Streptophyta, Magnoliopsida, Solanales, Solanaceae. The record is from RefSeq and is a predicted model, not a curated record.
AUGGAAGAUAUGAUAUCAAGAGUAUUGAAAAAGGUGGAUUCAACUGAUUCCUUUUGCAAAGAGACAAGGGAUGAAAUGAUAAGCUUGGGGCAAAUUAUAGCGGAUGAUGGGAAGUUUCUCAAGUUCAUCGAGAGAUUGAAAGGACUUUCAAUCAACAUUCCUUUAGUGGAGGCACUUGAACAAAUACCCGGUUAUGCAAAAUUCAUGAAAGACCUUGUGACCAAGAGGAGACAUUCUAGUUUUGAAAUUGUGGGAGUUACACAUCAUUGUAGCUGUAUUGUGGCAAAAUCCUUGGUUGAAAAGAAGAAAGAUCCAGGAGAUUUCACCAUUCCAUGCACUAUUGGGAUGUACAAAUUUACCAAAGCUUUAUGUGAUCUUGGGGCAUACUUCAACUUGAUGCCACUUGCUAUCUUUAACAAAUUGGGUUUAGGCACUGCCCGACCCAAAACAAUGAGGUUGUUAAUGGCGUAUAUAACCGUGAAGAAACCGCUUGGUAUCCUUUAUGAUGUGCUUGUGAGAGUUGAUCGGUUCAUUCUUCCGGCCGACUUUGUGAUCUUGGAUUGUGAAGUUGAUUUCGAGAUGCCCAUAAUCUUGGGAAGACCUUUCUUGGCUACAGGGAGUUCUGUUGUAGAUAUGGAGAGGGGUGACCUAAAAUUUAGAAUGAAUGAUGAAGAGAUAAAAUUUCCAUAUUUGCAAAUCAAUGAAACAACCGACGAAUAUGAGUAUUGUGUCGGUUAUUUAUAUAAUUGA